AUGGUCUCCGAAAGUCGCCCUGUGUGCCAUCGCUGUGCCCAGAUCAAACAGGCCUGCGAUGGCAGCGUGCCGUGUGCGCGGUGCCUGCGUCUGAGUCUCCCCUGUCGGCCGCGUGAUGCCAGCGGUGCGUUGAACCAACAAGUGGGCGACUUGCCCAAGGCGCGGAUCCGGAGAGUGCAGACGGGAUGUCUCAUGUGCAAGCGCCGCAAGAAGAAGUGCGACGAGACGAAGCCGCGAUGUGGAGACUGCAGACGCCUGUGUCUUGAAUGCGCAUGGCCUCCUGAGCGCCCCAAGGACAAACUCAUGGGCGCAGCCGCAGCCAUGGGUGCUCCAGCGCCGGUGUCAUCGACGACGGCGACGACAGCUGUAGUAGCGGUCUCGCCAGAACCUGUGGGUUCACGAGUUAUUCCCAUCCAGGAGCCCGUUGUGGUUGAUACGGUUACCGAUGUAUCAACCGAGUUAAUAAUCAGAGGCGGUAACAGCCCAGCCAUGAGCUCUUCCAGCAGCAGCAGUAGCGGCGACAGCCACUAUUCCACGGACCACCACUUCAGCAGCCUGCCGCCUAUGUCAUCAUCAGGCAAUGGAUUCGAGCUUGGACUGCCCGUCGAUAGGGCAGCCUGGGACAUGCAUGGAUCACCCCCAACCAGUUGGCAGGAUUCCAUAACGCCAAUGAGCUAUGGCAGCCCUCACUCGGAAUCUCAUGAUUCUCUGACUGUAUCGCCCGUAUCAUCCAUGUCGACUCUAUCUGUGUAUAAUCCGCAGUCGCUGCCGCAGCUGUCAUCGCCACACGAUAGAGCUUUACUCAACCAUUAUAUGACCAUUGUGUCUUCUCUGCUUUCUCGGCGCAUGUCAAAUUCGAAUCCUUACAAUGGAUAUUUACUGCCCAUUGCCCACUCCAACGACCUCGUCAUGCACUGUGUGCUGGCUCUUUCGGCCAAUCACUGGCGCAAGCUGCAGCCUCAACUGGCCGAAAGAGGCAUCUAUCACCAAAGCAAAGCAACCCAGUCUCUGGCCAGGCUCUUACCUCAUGUGGACAAAUCUAAUGCUGACAUUGCCCUUGUCAGCAGCCUGCUGCUAUGCAUGACAGAGCUGUUUGAUGGCACCAGCGAGGGGUGGCAGCUCCAUCUGAAGGGGGCCAAGAGGCUACUGACAGCCCUGAUGAACCAGCAGCAGGGAGAUCGCAUACAUGGCCACAACAAGUUUCUCGUGCGCCUUGCUCGAUUCCUCGAUUCUGCCGCUACUACAUCGACAUGCAAGCCUCCGCUCAUGGGCGAGGAUGCACGAGAAGCGGCCACGCUAGAUCGACUGACAUCUGCCCCCGACGAAGAAGAUUCUGCCAUAUAUGGUAUUCCUAAAGAGCUAUUCCACCUGGUGGAUGUAGUCAAUGCGCUUGCUGACAAGCGGAAAACUCGCGUUGACCACGCUUCAGAAGCCAUCUUUCGUAAGGAAGCCACACAAAUCGAAGAGCGCAUCAACCACUGGUCUUAUGAAUACGGUGGCCGGUCGCGCGCCGCUUGGACCAUUAACCUGGCCAAUGACGAUGUGCUACACGCAACAAUGGCUUACGAAUAUGCCAUCAGGCUUCGCCUUCACCAGAUUGUCGAAGGCUACGAGGUCAACGAUCCCAGAGUGACUACCAACGUUGAGGGAAUCCUGGAGUCGGUGCAGAAGAUUCGCUACGGCAGUGCCUUGGAACCCUGCCUCAUGUACCCCCUUGUUAUGGCCGGGGGUGCGUGCUGGACCAUGGAACAGCGUGUUGUCAUUCAAGACCGCCUCCUCGUCAUGGAGCGCACAUGUGGCUUUGGAUACAUAUACAAUGCGCGGGAGCUGGUCGAACGCGUCUGGAAGAUGAGAGACGAGACCGAUGGCACCGGGACGAUUGUCAACUGGGCACGGAUCCGAUACGAGGAGAUGCAUGGCCUGGCUGUUUUCUAG
Messenger RNA from Trichoderma gamsii, 1935 nucleotides. RefSeq lists its product as hypothetical. Bases 1 to 1935 code for a protein of 644 amino acids. Gene Ontology annotation, biological process: positive regulation of transcription by RNA polymerase II. The transcript has a single exon. Gene Ontology annotation, cellular component: nucleus. NCBI's taxonomy places the organism in Eukaryota, Fungi, Ascomycota, Sordariomycetes, Hypocreales, Hypocreaceae. Gene Ontology annotation, molecular function: zinc ion binding; DNA-binding transcription factor activity, RNA polymerase II-specific; transcription cis-regulatory region binding. The record is from RefSeq and is a predicted model, not a curated record.